This is a messenger RNA of Coregonus sp. 'balchen', 15942 nucleotides long. The record is from the annotation of a GenBank genome assembly. Lineage: Eukaryota; Metazoa; Chordata; Actinopteri; Salmoniformes; Salmonidae.
AUGCAGAGUGGCACCAAUAUAUCAGAGACAGCCAAUGAGUUAUGUAACGCGGUGUCUGUGUCUUUAGGUUUGAGUUCGCAGUUAAACGAGAUAGCGGAUAAUGGACGGAGCGAUACUGCCUUCUCUGCAGACAGCCGCCCAAAUUACGGAAAACGUUUCUCUGUCUCGGAGGAGUCAUCUCCAGAGUUUGGAGCAGGCGCAAAUAUGACCUCAGAGUUAACCAACCAGAUGCCGAGGAAAACGAUAAUUAAAUCAAAUGAUCUCGGGCCAUCGUUCGAAGUAAAUGAAGACAUUAGUGGACUAAAUGAUGUGGUUUUUUUACAGACACUGGAGCGCGAAAGGGACAGCGAAUGCAAGGUGACAAGGCCUAUGCACGAGUUGGAGAUGGCCCGAGGUCUCCGUAAAAACUCGGACAUGUUCGUGAAUCUGGAUAACGCUAACGCACUCUCCAUGCCCUUUCAGUUUGACGAACUGUUACCGUUAAGUUUUCCAUUCCGUAAAGACUCCCCAACCCCGUUAUUCGGUAGGGACUUUCCGGACCCAUUGACCGUCAAUAACCUCAUCCAAAGCAGACGUAACAAAACCGAACCAGGGCACGAGGGACCCUGUCCGGUGGCGGGUGGAUCUUGGUUCUGUAAAUAUUGUGACAACGGAAAUUGCAUGUCUUGUGGAGCACGUAAACCCUGUCCCCCUGGGGUUAACUAUCAGGACUACGACUCUGGGAUGCCACAGAAUGGUCAUGUCCAGGAGCAAAGUUACCAAAGUGUAAUGAUGAUGCAUGAAAUGGGUCUUCAGCAAGUGUAUCACUCCGCUAUCAAGAAGGAGAGUUCUGGAUGGAUGGGUGCUGACUCAAGCUUGAGGUAGAUAUACUCUUUAUAAGACAUUUCAUUUCAAUUGUUUCUUUGUUUGUUUCACAUAAGACCAAGCAGACCAGAGGCAAAUCAAUGUAGCUUCUCUAACUAUGUCAUCAUAACAAAACAACAGUAAUAUCAGAUGUUAUAAUCUGUCAAAUUCAAUAACAGUUAGGCCAUCUGUUAUAUUGUUAUGACUGUAUUAUGUAGAGUGAAGUGUUAGGAUGCGUCUCGAAUGGCACCGUAUGCCUUAUGGGCCCUGCCAUUUGAGAUGCAGCCAUUUUAAAUCCAUUUUAACAGGUGACCCAAUUCCCUGCACCAGCUGCUACAGGGUCUCACUACAAUAUACCCAUGCUGGAGAGGACAGACUGCAAGUGAUAGGUUAUUGCCACUUUUAUUUUUUAUUUUUUUAUUUCACCUUUAUUUAACCAGGUAAGCCAGUUGAGAACAGGUUCUCAUUUACAACUGCGACCUGGCCAAGAUAAAGCAAAGCAGUGCAAUAAAAACAACACAGAGUUACAUAUGGGGUAAAAAACAUAAAGUCAAAAAUACAACAGAAAAUAUAUAUAUACAGUGUGUGCAAAUGUAGCAAGUUAUGGAGGUAAGGCAAUAAAUAGGCUGUAGUGCAAAAUAAUUACAAUAGUAUUAACACUGGAAUGCUAGAUGUGCAAGAGAUUAUGUGCAAAUAGAGAUACUGGGGUGCAAAAGAGCAAAAUAAAUAACAAUAAAGGGAUGAGGUAGUUGGGUGGGCUAAUUUCAGAUGGGCUGUGUACAGGUGCAGUGAUCAGUAAGGUGCUCUGACAACUGAUGCUUAAAGUUAUUGAGGGAGAUAAGAGUCUCCAGCUUCAGAGAUUUUUGCAAUUCGUUCCAGUCAUUGGCAGCAGAGAACUGGAAGGAAUGGCGGCCAAAGGAGGUGUUGGCUUUGGGAAUGACCAGUGAGAUAUACCUGCUGGAGCGCAGACUACGGGUGGGUGCUGCUAUGGUGACCAAUGAGCUAAGAUAAGGCGGGGAUUUGCCUAGCAGUGAUUUAUAGAUGGCCUGGAGCCAGUGGGUUUGACGACGAACAUGUAGUGAGGACCAGCCAACAAGAGCGUACAGGUCACAGUGGUGGGUAGUGUAUGGGGCUUUGGAGACAAAACGGAUGGCACUGUGAUAGACUACAUCCAAUUUGCUGAGUAGAGUGUUGGAGGCUAUUUUGUAAAUGACAUCGCCGAAGUCAAGGAUCGGUAGGAUAGUCAGUUUUACGAGGGCAUGUUUGGCAGCAUGAGUGAAGGAGGCUUUGUUGCGAAAUAGGAAGCCGAUUCUAGAUUUAACUUUGGAUUGGAGAUUCUUUAUGUGAGUCUGGAAGUUGAGUUUACAGUCUAACCAGACACCUAGGUAUUUGUAGUUGUCCACAUACUCUAGGUCAGACCCGUCGAGAGUGGUGAUUCUAGUCGGGUGGGCGGGUGCCAGCAGCGUUCGAUUGAAAAGCAUGCAUUUAGUUUUACUAGUGUUUAAGAGCAGUUGGAGGCUACUGAAGGAUUGUUGUAUGGCAUUGAAGCUCGUUUGGAGGUUUGUUAACACAGUGUCCAAUGAAGGGCCAGAUGUAUACAAAAUGGUGUCGUCUGCGUAGAGGUGGAUCUGAGAGUCACCAGCAGCAAGAGCGACAUCAUUGAUAUACACGGAGAAAAGUGUCGGCCCAAGAAUUGAACCCUGUGGCACCCCCAUAGAGACUGCCAUAGGUCCAGACAACAGGCCCUCCGAUUUGACACACUGAACUCUAUCUGAGAAGUAGUUGGUGAACCAGGCGAGGCAGUCAUUUGAGAAACCAAGGCUAUUUAGUCUGCCAAUAAGAAUGCGGUGGUUGACAGAGUCGACAGCCUUGGCCAGGUCGAUGAAGACGGCUGCACAGUACUGUCUAUUAUCAAUCGUGGUUAUAAUAUCGUUUAGGACCUUGAGCGUGGCUGAAGUGCACCCAUGACCAGCUCGGAAACCGGAUUGCAUAGCGGAGAAGGUACGGUGGUAUUCGAAAUGGUCGGUGAUCUGUUUGUUAACUUGGCUUUCAAAUACUUUCGAAAGGCAGGGCAGGAUGGAUAUAGGUCUGUAGCAGUUUGGAUCUAGAGUGUCACCCCCUUUGAAGAGGGGGAUGACCGCGGCAGCUUUCCAAUCUCUGGGGAUCUCAGACGUUAUGAAAGAGAGGUUGAACAGACUAGUAAUAGGGGUUGCGACAAUUUUGGCGGCUAGUUUUAGAAAGAAAGGGUCCAGAUUGUCUAGCCCAGCUGAUUUGUAGGGGUCCAGAUUUUGCAGCGCUUUCAAAACAUCAGCUGUCUGAAUUUGUGUGAAGGAGAAGCGGGGGGGGGCAUGGGCAAGUUGCAGCAGAGGGUGCAGAGUUGGUGGCCGGGGUAGUGGUAGCCAGAUGGAAGGCAUGGCCAGCUGUAGCAAAAUGCUUGUUGAAAUUCUCGAUUAUUGUAGAUUUAUCGGUGGUGAUAGUGUUUCCUAGCCUCAGUGCAGUGGGCAGCUGGGAGGAAGUGCUCUUAUUCUCCAUGGACUUUACAGUGUCCCAAAACUUUUUGGAGUUAGUGCUACAGGAUGCAAAUUUCUGUUUGAAAAAGUUAGCCUUUGCUUUCCUGACUGCUUGUGUAUAUUGGUUCCUAACUUCCCUGAAAAGUUGCAUAUCGCGGGGGCUAUUUGAUGCUAAUGCUGUACGCCACAGGAUGUUUUUGUGCUGGUCAAGGGCAGUCAAGUCUGAGGAGAACCAGGGGCUAUAUCGGUUCUUAGUUCUGUAUUUUUUGAAUGGGGCAUGUUUAUUUAAGAUUGAGAGGAAAUUACUUUUAAGGAACAACCAGGCAUCCUCUACUGACGGAAUGAGAUCUAUAUCCAUCCAGGAUACCUGGGCCAGGUCAAUUAGGAAGGCCUGCUCGCUAAAGUGUUUUAGGGAGCGUUUGACAGUGAUGAGGGGUGGUCGUUUGACCGCGGACCCGUUACGGACGCAGGCAAUAAGGCAGUGAUCGCUGAGAUCCUGGUUGAAGACAGCUGAGGUGUAUUUAGAGGGUAUGUUAGUCAGGAUGAUAUCUAUGAGGGUACCCAUGUUUACGGAUUUAGGGUUGUACCUGGUAGGUUCGUUGAUAAUUUGCGUGAGGUUGAGGGCAUCUAGCUUGGAUUGUAGGAUGGCUGGGGUAUUAAGCAUAUCCCAAUUUAGGUCACCAAGCAGUACAAACUCUGAGGAUAAAUGGGGGUCCUUUCCAGCAUGGCCGUCUAGUGACUACUACACACCAGUGUGUCUGGUCCUGACACAACUGUUUACAUCCCUAACCAGUGUUUAUUGAAGGAGUAUCGGAGUAAUAGGCUUACAGUCCGCUACCUGCUGACCUUCAACUAACCAGCUGUAAUGUAUUUAGUCUCAAUCCGCCCGGCCCAGUAGGACAUUAGGCAACGCUCACCAGUUGAAGAUGCACUAUGCAGAAGUCGCUCCGCCAUUUCCUGGUUGCUAAAAUUCUAAUAGUUCGCUUAAUUUCAGUUAAUGUGACAAAACAAGCAAGUAUACUGUAGAAAAUCAUUGUACCGCUGUGAAAUAAAUUUUCCAUAACCAAAAAUAUUGUAUUUUCAGCUGUUUGAAGCUGGUGCACAAAACUGAAAGUAAAACUAAAUUUAAGCACAGGAAGCAUAGAAAUAGCGCACAUAGAACAUAUCUACAGAUUCUUAGACUUGCUUUCAAUGAGAAUGACAAAUCUAUAACUCACAUUUCAAUGUGAAUUUGGUCGGGCCCCCCAAAAGUUACACAUUGCAGCAUUAAUAAUAAUAUCACACGUAAUGCCAAGGCUAUGGGGUAGGGGGUCAGUCAAAGGUCUAGUAGUGGAUAUUAAUCAAGUUGAAUUAAUUAACAUUCAAGGACCAUUUAAUUUAUAGAUAGGUUAUUAAAAGUCAAACCAACUUUGCCACGGUCACACACCAGCUGGCUGAAGCUAAUUGGCUAAAUAAUUUGGCUACCUCUUUCCACCUGCAAACACACACGAGAUACCCACAUCAAACCACUCCCCGAAACCAACUCAUGUUUGAAUUCAGUCAUGGCCACUAGCAUUUCUUAAUGAUCCAAAUCUAAAACGAGGCCAAAUCAGGAAGUGCAGUCGCCCUUUAAACGGAUAGCUGGCUAAUUUAAAAUGUAAAGUUUGUCAGACUUGUCAUACCUCAAAAGUAGUGUAAAGUCGAUCUGAGCCCGUAUUCCACACCAUCUGGUAAAUAGAUUCUGCUGCUAAAUUAAUUAGAAGGAAUCUGCAUGACUCAAUCCCACAUUAUUGGGCAUGUAUGUGCAGAUAGACAGGUAUAGGCAGGUAGGUGCGUUUCAGAUCUGUGUGUGAAUGUGGAAGAUCUAAAAGAGUGUUAGGUGUGUUGUGUGUUUUCAGGUGUGUGUGUAUGUAUGUACGUUUGUGUGUGUGUGUGUGUGUGUGUGUGGUUAUAUGGUGUAUCUGUAAGAUCUAAAAGAGUGUUAGGUGUCUGUUUACAGAUAUGUGUGUAUGUGUGUGUUUCAGAUGUGAGGAUAUGUUGCCAGUGAGGGUGUAUUUCUCAGACCGGAGGGUGUGUAAGGUAUGUGGAGAUGAGGCAUCAGGCUGUCACUAUGGAGCUGUUACCUGUGGGAGCUGCAAGGUGUUCUUCAAGAGGGCCGCAGAGGGUGAGCCACACACACAUUCACAUUUACAUUUUAGUCAUUUAGUAGACGCUCUUAUCCAGAGCGACUUACAGUUAGUGAAUACAUUUUUUUUUUUUAUACUGGCCCCUGUGGGACGAACCGACAACCCUGGCAUUGCAAACGCCAUGCUCUAUCAACUGAGCUACAUCCCUGCCGGCCAUUCCCUCCCCUACCCUGGACGACGCUGGGCCAAUUGUGCGCCGCCCAUGAGUCUCCCGGUCACGGCCGGCUGCAACAGAGCCUGGAUUCGAACAAGGAUCUCUAGUGGCACAGUUAGCACUGCGAUGCAGUGCCUUAGACCACUGCGCCACUCAGGAGUAUAAAUUUAAGCACGGGAAGCAUAUAAUUCGUAUUUUACUAUCCUUGUGGGGACCAAACAAUUGAUUCCCAUUCAAAAUCCUAUUUUCCCUUAACCGUAACUCAUAAACCUAACCCCUAACCCUAAUUGUAACUCUAACCCUAAUUGUAACCCUAACCCCUAAGCCUAAAAUAGCCUUUUCCCUUGUGGGGAAAAUGUCCCCACAUCUGAAUUGUUCCUUGUUUUACUAUCCUUGUGAGGUCCUCACAAGGAUAGUAAAACCAAAAACACCCUCGCAGGCGCGCGCACACACACACACAUACAGGAAAUGGGAUACCAAAUUCCCCUGUAGCGGCCUUGUUUGUUAUUGUGUCCCCAGGUAAGCAGAAUCACCUGUGCGCCAGCCGUAACGACUGCACCAUCGACAAACUGAGGAGGAAGAACUGUCCUUCCUGUCGUCUCAGCAGAUGCUUCCGGUCUGGAAUGAGCCUCAAAGGUCACAACUUUUACCAUGGCAUACAUGACUGUUAAAUGGAGAGAGGGAUAGAAAGAGAUAAUGAAAUAGAGGGGGAGAAGAGGGGAGCAGAGAGGGGAGGGAGGCUACAUUUUGGUUUAUGAAAAAGCAGGAAUCAUGACUAGGUCUUUAGGUAGGUUUUAAUUGACCAUGUUUUUUACCCCUACCUCUUUCAGAUAUACCAACAGUUGCUAUAAAGAAGCAGGCAUGGUAAAAUAGUGGGACUUUGGUCUAUGUAUGAGGGACAUUUUCUAGAACUUCUUGAGAGGUUCUAUAGAGACAAUACUGUUGUGUAAAUUUGUGAAAUGAUCACGUCUCGAACUCUACCUCUGGAGGUCAUACACACCACUCAUACACCCCCCCCCCCCCCUCAAAGCAGGGCAGUGUAAACAGAUUUGUCUCAUUGAGAUCAACACUUCUACAGUAUAAAUAGUAAUAGCAGAGCAAUGUUUUUGAAACAGCUAAAAUGUAAUGUAUUGAUAUUUUCCUUAUAUUUGAGACUUGUUUUAUUUAAAUUGCAGUACAGCCUGUUACAUUCUGAAAUUGUCGCAGUUGCUGCCGGCUGCACUAAACCACGUAAAACUAUGGAAGUCCAAUUUUUUUGAUAGGCCUACUAUAUCAAUUAUUUUAAAUAUGUAAAUCAACAUUUUGAGAAACGCAAUUCACAAGCAUGUGCAGACAAUUACAUUUUAACUUCAAGACAAAAGCACCAGAGUUACUGCUAGCUAACGCUAACAACAUCUUCAUCAAGUAACAUUACAGUAACCUAUUAAAAAUGAAUGAUUAGCUCGCUAAUACGAAUAUAAAGUACAAUUUGUGAAUGCUUGUGAAUUGUUGCAUUAUUCAAGAGUGUAAUAUGGUUUUGUUGUAAUAAUGAAAGAGUGUAGGUCUGUCAAUAAGUACAAAUGAAAAGCAGUACACCGCUUUUGGUAUGCGUAGCACCCCCUUUCACCCUCAGGACAUCCUCAAUUCGUUGAAACACACAGGAAACUGUUGAGCAUGAAAACCCCAGAAGCGUUGCAGUUCUUGACACACUCAAACCGGUGUGCGCCCGGCACCUAGUACCACAACCCGUUCAAAGGCACUUAAAUCUUUUGUCUUGCCCAUUCACCCUCUGAAUGGCACACAUCCAUGUCUCAAUUGUCUCAAGGCUAAAAAAUCCUUUAACCUGCCUCCUUCCUGAUUGAAGUGGAUUUAACAGGUGAUAUCAAUAAGUGAUCAUAGCUUUGACCUGGAUUCACCUGGUCAUUCUAUGUCAUGGAAAGAGGAGAUGUACAUUCUGUACAAAACAUACAUACUUUGCAAUGCUUAGCCUCUUGGCUAGUGGCUACUGUGACAUUCAUGGUACUUUUUCGGCUGGUGACAUUCCCCUCGCUAAUGUGAAUUGAAAAGUGUAUAUAUUAUGUAAAUUGAAAUGUCAUACCAAUAACUCUAUUCAAUGAGAAUAAAAUACUCUUCAGACUUAAUACACUAUUGGUUAAAAUACAGUCGGCUAUACAUUCGCCCGGACAGUUACCCUCCUUGAGGCAGGGCAGUGUAAACAGAAUUGUCUCGUUGAGUCAACACUCCUGCAGUAUAAAUGGUAAUAGCAGAACAAUGUUUUAGAAAUAGCUGAAAUGUAUAGACAAUUUCCUAAUAUUUGAGACUUGUUUUAUUGAGUUUUUAUCUUAAAUCGCAGUAACAUCCUGUUACAUUCAGAAAUUGUCGCAGUAUCUGCCGGCUGCACUGAGCCACUUAAAACUAUGGAAGCUCACCCCUAUACCAAAAACAUGUCAAAUGUAGAUCAUACAAAUAGGAUAAUUAUGUUUUUUUUAUUUGUAGCCUGUGUUGCCAACUUUGUCGCUAUAUAUAGCGAAUUGUCAGACCCCUCCAGCGACUUCCAUUGGUAGAAGAUUCGAGCGACAUAAUUCAGCUGCUUUUCAGGCUGCCUUUGGGGAGUUUUGACACAGAGGGUUUCUAUGGUUUUGAUUGCAUGUAGCGACUUUCCCCCACGCAAUUCUGCCACAUAGGAGAAGUGGGAUAAACUGUCUGCAACAGAAGUCACAGCAACGGUGCACACAGAGGCAGAGAAGCACCAGGGGAGGGGGUGUGCUGCGGAGGAGGCGAAAACGUUAUGUCGGGGACCGCAGCUGUGGCGCAGCAAGGCAAAAUGGUGCUGUGACGUCGUCGCGGCAACAGCAAAACGUAAUCUAGCGACAAAUCAAGGUGCCAAUAGCAGAUCUCACUGAAAAAUAGUUGACAACACUGUUUAACAUUGUGAAGUGAUUUCAGAUGUGGCACCACAGGUCCCAGAGUGGUGGGGGAGAAAUUGUUUUCCUGGGGCUUAGAGUUUUUCCUGCUCUGGUAGUAGGCUAACCUAAAGGGUACUACACAGAAUACGCAAACGGCGCCGACGUAGCGCAGUGUCGCAACGUCGUUACAAAAGGGGCGGCUUGUUGUGCGCUCAGAAAUUCGACGUGCCACAUGAAAAUUGUAACGUGCGGUAUCAUCCCUUCUGUAGCCGUGGGGGCAGUGUUGUGUAAGCAAUGAAGCUUGCUUGGUUCCUUGAUCUGAUCUACAGUAUAGGCUAUAGGCUAUGCAUCAAAGAAGCCUAUUUUGUAUUGAUAAGCAAAUAUAAUCACUAGUUAUUACUUCUAAACAAAAUACCUUUUUGGGUGGAUUCUAAUAAGGCUACAAUGUUGUUUGGUUUAUUGUUUGAACAGUAGCUUAGAAUACAGGCUAUUGUGAAAUGGUAGAAAUGCUGUAGCCAACUGUAGUCAUCUAGCUUUCUUCUCCUUGACCAAAACAUGACAUUCUGUGUUUUUUUUUUUACAUACAAAUAAAAUCCCACUCCACCCACAUGCACACACGUAGAUCAACGGAGUGGAGCUUGUAGUAACCUUAACCAACUCCGACCCUAGUUGUAGUGUAUGACAUAAAUCAGCUGUAAAAAACAGUUUUAUAUGGACGAUGAUGGGGCCAGAUUAUUAUUCUAAUCAGGUCAUAAGGUUUAAACAAAUAAAUAAAUAAAUAAAAACUCCUGGGAAAACACCUGGGCCUAGGAAGGAUGAAAACAUGAAAACCCUUUACACAGAGACAACAACUGCUAAUGUUUUUUUUUUUUUUUUUAGCAGGGCUGAGCUCGCUGUGUGCAGGGUUGCAAGGUAUAGGCCUUUGCAUCUGUAAUUAGAAAGAUACUCAUACAGUAUGUCAUCACUAUUGUGUUGAUUGAUCAAUUAAAGUCAAGAUUUUUGGAUUAAAAAGGCCUAGCCUAGCCACCCGAAGUUUAAUCACAUUCACAUUUUCUCAGAACACAAAUAAAUUGGCCUAUUUUAGGCUAUAAAAACAUGAUGUUAUGUUUCCCCUGGGCCAGAUGGGAUCAGAGCGCAUAGGCUGCUCUAGGCUACCUGGAUCUGUACUUAUCUAUUUCAUAAUUAUUAUUAUUAUUAUUUUUUUAUCAGAUAUGAUGCUUUUUACCACAAUUUCCACAAAAUGCUCAUUACUGCAACUAUCCAAAAGAGUAGUAAACAAAUCAAUUGCUAAUAUUUUUUGAAAAUGCCUGAGUUAAAAAUAACACUGAAAAAUAAAAAUAUACAAAAUUAAAUUAUAAUAAAAUUAAAUCUGACUUUUUCCCAAUUUGAGCUUUUUAGCCAUUUGGGUAAUGAGAAGGCCAAGUGGGGUAAAGGGGGUGUUGGAGAAUAAGAACCUCAUUCUGAGGGCAUAUAAGCAAAAACAUUAACUUCUACUACUCCUCUAGAUGAUGCAUCAUGGGUGAAUAAAACUUUAUUCAAGGAGUUUUUACAGGAACUUGAAAAAGUGUUACAGUAAUAAGACACAUGUCCACAGACACUGUGUUUGUACGUAAUAAAUAUUAUAGUUUAAUGUAAACUUCAACUAGUAUACAAUAUUUAUGAUUUAUGAACAAAUGCAUUACCAUAUUCUGUGUUUUAUUCAAAUCACAAUUUUAUAAAAUGACCCAAUAAUUUAAUCCGGACACAUUUCGGUAAUGAGAAUUUUGAAAAAUUUACCAAAUUCAGGUGAAAAUGUAAAAUGUAUUUAAAAUAAGACACUUGGCCAAAAACUAGACAUCUUAGUCCUCAGAAUGAUAGUUGAUUUUUGCAGAUGCAUCAUGGUUUUGUAACUCAAUUUGCUACAGACAUGUUUAAAACUGGUUUCAUGACAAUCAUCCACCUGCAGCUGUGGUUGUUAUCAGUAGGCUACAGUUGUUCAGAUUGAAGCACAGACUAAUUGUGCACGUUGACAAAUCAUGAGGCAUUUAUUUUUUAUUUUUUGUUGGCAGGGAUGAGCUUCCAAAUAAAAAUAGCUCAUUGCAGUGAAUUCACUUACUGUAUACCCACAUUUUCAGUCACAAUUUGCUUUUAUCACAUGUAAUGAUGUGCAUGAUAUAGAUAAAAAUGAAGCCUUUUGUAUUUUUAUAUUUGUAAUCGUUCGUUUUUGAUAGGCUUACAGUACUUGAUGAAGACAUGCUGUUAUAGCAACUCUGGGCUUUUGUCUUGAAGCUAAAAUGUAAUGAGUGUAGCCUACAGACGAGAAGAUCAACCUUUUAAUUGUCUGCACAUACAGUGCAUUCGGAAGGUAUUCAGACCCCUUGACGUUUUCCACAUUUUGUUACAUUACAGCCUUAUACUACAAUUGAAUGUGAAUGGAAAAGUAGAAUUCUCUUUCGCCACCCCUCUCCUCAGACGCCUUCAUAUCUCGUAGUGGUAAUAGGGCCUUUCUCUCUGUCCUACUUCUGUGUGUGGUGCAUUUCAGGCCGGAAGCUGAGGGGAGCUGGCCCGCUGAAAGGAGGAGUGGAGGGGGGAACACAAGCACCCGGCAGAGAGAGGGAAGGAGAGAGGACUGGGGGGAGAGAGUUAGCCACCAUUUCCCCACAGGCUCAAUGUGAGGGUACUGUAUGCAAUUUUUUCAAGUGAGCCCUGACAAAGAAAGCAGUUACAACUCAAUUCAGAAUUUACCCCAACCCUGGGGUAGAACAUAUUCAGUCUCAACUCAUCUCGCCUUGUCUCAUCUCAUAUCCCUUUCUGCAGGCUCUGCUGCCUCGCAGGCUCACGCUCUUGGCCCCUCCCCCAGCCUGCGCCCCUCCCUCCUCAAUGUCCUGAGUUCCAUCGAGCCAGGAAUGGUCAACGCAGGCCAUGACACCUCCCAGCCAGACUGUUUCGCCUCGCUACUGUCCAGUCUCAACGAGCUGGGAGAGAGACAACUGGUGUCUGUGGUGAACUGGGCUAAAGCCAUGCCAGGUAAACCACUCUUCCUGUAUCCUACUGUUAUCUCACCACUACAUGGUACCAACCCUCUAACUCUGUAUCCUACUGUUAUCUCACCACUACAUGGUACCAACCCUCUAACCUACUGUUAUCUAACCACUACAUGGUACCAACCCUCUAACCUACUGUUAUCUAACCACUACAUGGUACCAACCUCUAACCUACUGUUAUCUAACCACUACUGGUACCAACCCUCUAACCCUGUAUCCUACUGUUAUCUAACCACUACAUGGUACCAACCCUCUAACCCUGUAUCCUACUGUUAUCUAACCACUACAUGGUACCAACCCUCUAACCUACUGUUAUCUAACCACUACAUGGUACCAACCCUCUAACCCUGUAUCCUACUGUUAUCUAACCACUACAUGGUACCAACCCUCUAACUCUGUAUCCUACUGUUAUCUAACCACUACAUGGUACCAACCCUCUAACCCUGUAUCCUACUGUUAUCUAACCACUACAUGGUACCAACCCUCUAACUCUGUAUCCUACUGUUAUCUAACCACUACAUGGUACCAACCCUCUAACCCUGUAUCCUACUGUUAUCUAACCACUACAUGGUACCAACCCUCUAACCCUGUAUCCUACUGUUAUCUAACCACUACAUGGUACCAACCCUCUAACUCUGUACCCUACUGUUAUCUAACCACUACAUGGUACCAACCCUCUAAACCCUGUAUCCUACUGUUAUCUAACCACUACAUGGUACCAACCCUCUAACUCUGUAUCCUACUGUUAUCUAACCACUACAUGGUACCAACCCUCUAACCCUGUAUCCUACUGUUAUCUAACCACUACAUGGUACCAACCCUCUAACUCUGUAUCCUACUGUUAUCUAACCACUACAUGGUACCAACCCUCUAACCCUGUAUCCUACUGUUAUCUAACCACUACAUGGUACCAACCCUCUAACUCUGUAUCCUACUGUUAUCUAACCACUACAUGGUACCAACCCUCUAAUCCAGGUGUGAUAGAGACAGCUGGUCUGUGUAUGACUGAUACCAGUGCUGUAGCCUCAGUUCUACCUUUUUAUUUCCUUCCCACUAGAGGGGGCUAUACUCAUAUCUUGUUUUAUUCCCCCUGUACUGUAGGAUUCAGGGAGCUGCAUGUAGAAGACCAGAUGUCAGUGAUCCAGUCUUCGUGGCUGGGGUUGAUGGUGUUCGCUCUGGGCUGGAGGUCCUACACCAACUCCGAUGCCAGAGAGCUCUACUUCGCUCCUGACCUCAUCUUCAACGAGUGAGUACAACUAUUGUCUUGCUGAAUACAAUAUUGAUGACAAUCUCUCGCUCUCUCUCUUUCUCUAGACAACAAACAAAAGGGAAAUAAACAAUCUGAAAUGAACAGUAAACAUUUCACUCACAAAAGUUUUAAAAAUAAUAUAGACAUUUGAAAUGUUAUAUUUAACCAAUAAGGCCCGAGGGGGUGUGAUACAUGUUUACAUUGGCAAUGCAAAUGAAAUAGACAAUACCAAAAAAGGAAAUGAACAAGGGAAACAUUUGUAAACAUUACUCACUCACUCUCUCUCUCUCUCUCUCUCUCUCUCUCUCUCUCUCUCUCUCUCUCUCUCUCUCCUCUCUCUCUCUCUCUCUCUCACUCUCUCUCUCUAUAUAUAUAUAUAUAUAUAUAUAUCUAUAUAUCUAUAUAUCUUACUCUCACCUUCUCACCCUCUCUCUCUCUCCCUCGCUUUCUCUCCGUCUGUCUGUCUGUCUGUCUGUCUGUCUGUCUACCUCUUUACCUCUCUCUCCCCACCCCCCACCCCAGUCAGAGGAUGCGUGUGUCCAGUAUGUAUGAACACUGUGUCCAGUUCCGUCUGCUAUCCCAGAGGUUCUGUGUGCUCAGAGUCACCCAGGAAGAGUUCCUCUGUAUGAAGGCUCUGCUCCUCUUCAGCAUCAGUGAGUCACAUCACUGACACACUGACACUAAGUGACUGUAUCAUUAUCUGUUUCAAUAUUUGCUUAUUUCUUUGUGUGUGUUGUCUGUUAGUCCCUGUGAAGGGUCUGAGGAAUCAGAAGUGUUUUGACGAGCUGAGGUUCUCUUACAUCAAGGAGCUGGAUCGUCUGGCCAGCCACCAUGGAGAAAAACACCACACACAACGUCUGUUCCAGCUAACACAGCUACUGGACUACCUACACCCGGUAAUAUACACUAACCCUGACCUCUAACCUCUAACCCCUAACCCGUACACAAUGCCUGUUCCAGCUAAAACAGCUACUGGACUACCUACGUCCGGUAAUAUACACUAACCCUGACCUCUAACCUCUAACCCCUAACCCGUACACAAUGCCUGUUCCAGCAGUAAUAUAAUGAUAAUAAUAGAUUUAAUUAGUAUAGCGCUUUUCAUUACAGCAAGAAUCUCAAAGACGCUCUUAAAACAACAAAACAAAACAUUUCAGUUAGCCUAUUGAAAGUUCUAGCUGGAAGGUCUUCCACGGUCAUUCACAGAGGCAGGUGCCAGUCCAACAGGUCACAUCCUGUGUCCGACCCACUCUCCUUGUGCGCUUACCUCACCCGUGCCAUCCACGUCUCUUCCGACCGAGGUCCAGAUGAAGGGUUGAGGUCCAGAUGAAGGGUUGAGGUCCAGAAGAAGGGUUGAGGUCCAGAUGAAGGGUUGAGGCCCAGAUGAAGGGUUGAGGCCCAGAUGAAGGGUUGAGGUCCAGAUGAAGGGUUGAGGUCCAGAUGAAGGUUUGAGGCCCAGAUGAAGGGUUGAGGCCCAGAUGAAGGGUUGAGGUCCAGAUGAAGGGUUGAGGCCCAGAUGAAGGGUUGAGGUCCAGAAGAAGGGUUGAGGCCCAGAUGAAGGGUUGAGGUCCAGAAGAAGGUUUGAGGCCCAGAUGAAGGGUUGAGGUCCAGAAGAAGGGUUGAGGUCCAGAUGAAGGGUUGAGGCCCAGAUGAGUCCUUGCGCUAGCCUACGACUCAACGUCUUUAAGGGACGCGCUCACCGGCCAAGCACAUGCACAUUCAAUGAUGUAAGGUCCGAUCACUUCUGACGCCAAUGUAAUGAAACAGGCAGGGAGGGCUGCUCGAACCCUCAACCUUCUGGCCCGAAGCCCAGAGUGUAAAAGCAUGCUCUUGUGGAUGUCGAUAUCCGCACUUAUAAACCCAGGGUUGCUACAAUAUAUACAAUCAAAACUUACUUAGCUAACAAACUAAAAAGUUGAUUAAAAAAGAUUGUCAAGAACACUUAAAAAUUCAAAUAUGUACAGUAUUUACAGAGCUCUCUGCCUAGGCGACCUCACUGCGCCAUGGCAACCACAGAACUGACAUAUCCCUGACCUCUAACCCUUAACCCGUACACAACACCUGUUCCAGUUAACCCAGCUACUGUACUACCGUCACCUGGUAAUAUAGACCUACAACCCAGGGCCAGCCUAGCUUUUUGGGGGCCCUAGGCGUGAUUUGGUUUGGGGGCCGCCCACUUCGUGGGUAAAACAUUUGAGUGGCCCCCCUCUUGAGGGUGGAGAGAAAAAGAUGUAUGUUUAAAAGUUAACUUCCUGCAAUUCUACGUAUUUUGCCAGGUGGCGUAAUUUUCUGGGGGGGUUUUAAAGAACAUUUUCUGCAAUUCUACACAUUUUGCCAUGGGGUGGAGAGAAAAUUGUGUAGUUUUUAAAACAAAUUUCAUGCAAUUCUACAAAUUUUGCCAUUGGGCCAAGAGAAGAAAUAACAGUUUUAAAGCGAAUUUCCUGCAAUUGGACGCAUUUUGCCCUGACUUAUGCCAUGCACAUAUGAUGUCUGAGUGAGAGUGACUAACAAAAUAAAAUGGGGCCCCCUGGAGGUCAGGACCCCUGGGCACAUGCCCUGCGUGCCUGGUCAGUAGUCGGCCAUGAUUACUACAAGGUGUAGAUAGCUGGCUAGGCUAACUUAACAAUUAUUUAUUUUUUAGCUGACACGGGCUAAUUGAGUGACUGUCAGUGACUGGCAUAACAAGAGAAACUACCAAAUGUUGAAAUUGCAUCUUGUGUAUUCUACUAUUCUAACACUAUCCCCAACUGAGUUCCUAAAAUAUUUUUUGGGGUUGGGGGCCCCCGUAGUGGCCGGGGGCCCUGUUGUCCUGCUACUACCCCUAACCCCUGACCUGUUCAACCCCCCCCUGCUUUGGUGGUACUGACAGUUGACACUCUCUCUCUCUCUCUCUCAGAUUGUGAGGAAGCUGCACCAGUUCACCUAUGAUCUGUUUAUCCAGGCCCAGUCUCUGCCCACCAGAGUCAGCUAUCCAGAGAUGAUCUCUGAGAUCGUCAGCGUUCACGUGCCCAAGAUGCUCACAGGCAUAGUUCAGCCAAUCCUCUUUCACAAUACACCUUGCUAGAGGGUCAUCAUAUCACAAUGCACCUUGAUAGAGGGUCAUCCUAUCACAAUGC